CCGGAAACGGGGCACCUGUUCUUCUUCUUCUUCCGAAGGCGAUUGUCACCUGACCUGCUGCAUAAACAUGGAGGAAAAGAUGUUCGUCGAUUGAGUUCAUUCGAAUCACUGCUAUUUCAUAAUCUUUGGAAAAAUCAAAUCUUGUUGAAGUUCUUGGGAGAUCAUUACAGCAAGAAAGAAGGGUACCUUCGCAGCAGGGCAGAACUUUUCUCCCGAGCUCGGGGAUGGACUCUUCAAGGCAAGUCUUCACGGUCGAUCUCCUCGAGAGAUACGCCGCGAAGGGCCGCGGGGUUAUAACCUGCAUGGCCGCAGGGAACGACGUGAUCGUGAUCGGUACCAGUAAGGGGUGGGUCAUCAGGCACGAUUUUGGAGUCGGCGACUCUUACGAUUUUGAUCUGACCGUCGGUCGAACUGGGGAGCAUUCCGUCCACCAGGUCUUUGUUGAUCCCGGGGGCAGCCAUUGUAUCGCCACUGUGACGGGCAAUGGAGGCUCUGAAACUUACUACAUUCAUGCCAAGUGGAGCAAGCCUCGGGUCCUGAGCAAAUUAAAGGGCCUUGUUGUGAAUGCAGUUGCUUGGAACAGACAGCAGAUUACAGAAGUUUCUACCAAGGAAGUGAUUCUUGGCACAGACAAUGGCCAGCUUUAUGAAAUGGCUGUGGAUGAAAAGGACAAGAGAGAGAAAUACAUAAAAUUUCUGUUUGAGCUUACAGAACUUCCUGAAGCUUUUAUGGGGCUGCAGGUGGAAACAGCUAGUGUAGCCACUGGAACUAGAUAUUAUCUGAUGGCUGUGACUCCAACACGACUCUAUUCUUUCACUGGGAUCGGGUCUCCAGAAGCUGUAUUUGCUAGAUAUCUAGAUCGUGCAGUGCAUUUCAUGGAGCUUCCAGGUGAAAUACCAAGGAGUGAACUACAUUUCUUCAUCAAGCAAAGAAGAGCUGUUCAUUUUGCUUGGCUUUCUGGAGCGGGGAUCUAUCAUGGUGGUUUGAAUUUUGGAGCAACACACAGUUCCCCUGAGGGAGAUGAAAACUUUGUGGAGAACAAGGCACUCUUGAGUUAUUCAAAACUUUCUGAAGGUUCUGAGACACUUAAACCCAGUUCUUUAUCAGUGUCAGAAUUUCACUUUUUGCUACUUCUGGGGAACAAGGUCAAGGUUGUAAAUAGAAUCAGUGAGCAAAUCAUCGAGGAGCUUCAAUUUGAUCUGACUCCGGAGUCAGUUUCCAGAGGGAUCAUUGGUUUAUGUAGUGAUGCCUCUGCUGGUUUGUUUUAUGCAUAUGAUCAAAACUCUAUAUUUCAGGUUUCAGUUAAUGAUGAAGGCCGAGAUAUGUGGAAGGUCUACCUGGACAUGAAGGAUUACGCUGCUGCUUUAGCAAAUUGUCGCGACCCACUUCAGAGAGAUCAAGUCUAUCUAGUUCAGGCUGAAGCUGCUUUUGCCAGCAGGGAGUUUCUCAGAGCAGCAUCUUUCUAUGCAAAAAUAAACUACGUAUUAUCAUUUGAGGAGAUCACACUGAAGUUUAUUAGUGUGAGCGAGCAGGUUGAUGCUUUAAGAACUUUUUUGCUGAGGAAGCUUGACAAUCUUACAAAGGAUGACAAAUGCCAAAUUACGAUGAUUUCCACUUGGGCUACUGAACUUUAUUUGGACAAGAUUAACAGGUUACUCUUAGAGGAUGACACUGCUCUAGAAAACCGUAAUUCAGACUACCAUUCAAUUAUUAGAGAAUUCCGUGCCUUUCUGAGUGACUGCAAGGAUGUAUUGGAUGAAGCAACUACAAUGAAACUACUAGAGAGUUAUGGCAGAGUGGAAGAACUGGUUUAUUUUGCCAGUCUGAAGGAGCAGUAUGACAUUGUAGUUCAUCACUAUAUCCAGCAAGGAGAAGCAAAGAAAGCUCUAGAAGUUCUUCAGAAGCCUUCUGUUCCAGUUGAUCUUCAGUAUAAGUUUGCUCCAGAUCUCAUCAUGCUCGAUGCUUAUGAAACUGUGGAGUCGUGGAUGGCCACUAAAAACUUGAACCCAAGGAAGCUGAUUCCUGCAAUGAUGAGAUACUCAAGUGAACCUCAUGCAAAGAAUGAAACCCAUGAAGUCAUAAAAUACUUGGAAUUUUGUGUUCAUCGUCUGCAUAAUGAGGAUCCUGGAAUUCACAAUUUGCUACUCUCUUUGUAUGCCAAGCAGGAAGAUGAUAGUGCACUUCUUCGCUUCUUGCAAUGCAAGUUCGGGAAAGGACGAGAUAAUGGACCCGAGUUCUUUUAUGAUCCAAAGUAUGCCUUGCGACUUUGCCUCAAAGAAAAGCGAAUGCGUGCUUGCGUCCACAUAUAUAGCAUGAUGUCCAUGCAUGAAGAAGCGGUUGCUCUGGCUUUGCAGGUUGACCCAGAGCUUGCCAUGGCUGAGGCUGACAAGGUUGAAGAUGACGAAGACCUGAGGAAGAAGCUUUGGCUCAUGAUCGCAAAGCAUGUUAUUGAACAGGAGAAAGGAGUGAAGAGGGAGAACAUUCGGAAAGCAAUAGCAUUUCUCAAGGAAACUGAUGGCCUCCUUAAGAUUGAGGAUAUAUUGCCAUUCUUUCCCGAUUUUGCCCUUAUUGACGACUUCAAGGAGGCUAUCUGUUCAUCCUUGGAGGAUUACAAUAAGCAAAUAGAACAACUGAAAGAGGAGAUGAAUGAUGCAACACAUGGUGCAGAUAAUAUCAGAAAUGAUAUUAGUGUGCUUGCUCAGAGAUAUGCAGUUAUUGAUCGUGAUGAGGACUGUGGGGUGUGUAGGCGUAAAAUCUUGACUGUAAGUGGUGAGUAUCGGACUCGGGGCUAUAUAGCGGCAGGGCCAAUGGCUCCCUUUUAUAUAUUUCCUUGUGGACAUACCUUUCAUGCUCAGUGCCUCAUUGCCCACGUAACACGUUGUACCACUGAAUCCCAGGCAGAGUAUAUAUUAGAUUUACAGAAGCAACUUACUCUCUCGGGCAGUGAAGCUCGGAGAGAUCAGAAUGGCAGUCUUAAUGAGGAAUCAAUGACAAGCACGGCUACAGCUGAUAAGCUGAGAUCACAGUUAGAUGAUGCCAUUGCAAGCGAAUGCCCGUUCUGUGGGGACCUUAUGAUCCGAGAGAUCUCUCUGCCGUUUAUUACCCCAGAAGAAGCAGUGCAGGUUACUUCAUGGGAGAUCAAACCACAUCUCGCAAACCAAAGGAGCCUUUCUUUACCUGUGUGAGAUCGUCAUGCGCACCGCCUUCUAUGGAAAUGCUGCCCUGGUUAUAAUCUGCAUUUUGCUUGAGGAGCUUCUCAUUUACUGCCUGACACAACUGCUCUAGGAUCUCCAUCAUGCCAAUUAACGAAUCGUUGUAACUGCUUCUUAAAUCCAAAUUAUCUGCGAAGUAAUUGUGAUCUGCCUAUUAAAUCUUCUCUCUUGCUGGAGUGGUGAAAGCAGUUUUGAGAUUUGGAGCUUUGACCUUGUAUCAUCCAUUCAGCAACGAUAUACUCCAUUCUUACUAAAAAAUCGACCUCAACCUUGUAUGAGAUUCAGAUUUUGUUUGCGGGAGAUGCCCUUCAAGUAUAGUCUGUUUUACAAAUAAAUAUAUAAAUAAUCACUGUGCAUGUUUGCUGUC
Punica granatum (pomegranate) is the source of this 3579-nucleotide messenger RNA. The record is from RefSeq and is a predicted model, not a curated record. NCBI's taxonomy places the organism in Eukaryota, Viridiplantae, Streptophyta, Magnoliopsida, Myrtales, Lythraceae.